Messenger RNA from Paramecium sonneborni, 375 nucleotides. The record is from the annotation of a GenBank genome assembly. NCBI's taxonomy places the organism in Eukaryota, Ciliophora, Oligohymenophorea, Peniculida, Parameciidae.
AUGGAAAAAUUGGCUCUAAAUUUUUAAUUGUAAAGUAAGAUGCUUUUUUACUCUAAAGAAUACUUCUAAUAAGUUUCACCAAAUACUUUAAGUUCAAUUAAAGCAAUUAUUUCAGGUAUAAUAAUAUAAUACAAUAUUAAUAAGUGCAAGUACAGUUAUUAAAGAAUGAUUAUCUAGAUGAUAAUAGGGAUUUAAAAAUUUUAGAAAGAGAAGUGAAAGAAAUUGAUAAAUUAGAAGUAGAUAGAUUGCUUGUUCAAAAAAUAUAUUAUUAAUCAACAUUAGUUAGAAGAAAGUCAAGGUGUUGCUAGAUUAAGAGAGGAAAUUGGAAGAAUUAAUUAGAUAAAAAAUUAAUAAAUCGAUCUAUUUAUAUAUUGA